AAAACACCCCUAAUAAAAAGGGUGCAAAAGUAAUAAAAAAAAAAUUGCUAAGACUGGGAAAUACAAGAGAUAAUUGGGGGCAACCAAAAAUUUCACAAAAGCAGAGGGGCCUCUACCUCUAACUUCUCUCUCCCUCUCUUUCCUUCCUCUCUCCCUUCCCUCCCCUUCUCCCCCCAAAAAUUUCACCCUCUUCCCGCUGUCUUUUCCCUCUCUAUUUCUCAAAAAAUUCAAAAUGGCCUCACGUAUUAAGUGAGUUAUUUUCUUCUGUUUCUCCCCUGUAUAUUUUCCGCUUUCUUGCUCAACGUCUCUCUCCCUGUCCCUCCCCCCUUUCUCUUGCUCUUCCAAGAAUCUAUUUUCUGUUACCUUGCUAGGGUUUUGGCUCGGUUUUGAAAGCUGGUUUUCGGUUUUCUGGGCUUUUUUGCAUGCAUGCUACUGGGUUUUGGUUUGUAAGCUCGAAGAUUUUGGAUGAUGGCUGGAGGUUGGAAAGACAGGGCAAAAACAGUUGCCUAGUUUUUCUGCGUGUGACAUUAGCAAGCGCGUCUGAGUUACUGGUCUUGGAUUUCAACCAACCAUGGAAUGCAACAAAGAUGAGGCCAUCAGAGCAAAGGAUAUUGCAGAUAGGAAAAUGCAAAAUGGUGAUUUUGAAGGGGCAAGGAAGAUUGCAUUGAAGGCGCGGCAACUCUACCCCGAACUAGAUAAUAUUUCCCAAAUGUUGGCAGUCUGUGAGGUUCAUUGCUCUGCACAAAACAAAUUCAAUGGGUCAGAUAUGGAUUGGUAUGGAAUUCUCCAGAUUGAGCGCUUUUCUGAUGAGGCAGUCAUCAAGAAGCAAUACAGAAAGUUUGCGCUUACGCUUCAUCCUGACAAGAACAAGUUUGCUGGUGCAGAGGCAGCUUUCAAGCUGAUUGGUGAAGCUAAUAGGGUGCUUACAGAUCCAGCCAAGCGUUCUUUGUAUGAUAUAAAGUGUAGAGGUUCAUUGAGACCUACUGCACCAAAGCCAACAUCCCAUAAGACAAAUUGGAAUUCCAUUAGCAAGAAGCAGCACGAGGCUAACAAGUUUUCUAGUGCUCCACAGCGGCCAACAUUCUGGACCUGCUGUUCCUCUUGUAAUAUGAGGUACCAGUACUUCAAAGAGCUUCAGAAUAAAACAUUGCGCUGUCAAAAUUGCCAGAACUCUUUCAUUGCUGUCAAUUUGUAUAUCCAUGGUGUGCCAUGUGGAUCACCCUGGAGUCAGUUCCCCAAUCAGAAUGGAGUUCCAAAUCAAGGGCCUUCUAAAGUUGCUCCACAAAGUAACAGUGGAAACCCUUCUGAUGCUAGUUUUCCAGACAGGUUUAGACCAGUUGACAUUGGUGGGAGUUCUAAACUGAAUGAGGUGAAAGCAGGAAAUAACAUGAAAAAUUGUGGUGGUUCUAAACCAUCACAGAAAGUCAACGGGUAUGUGAAUGUGGGAGUACAAGCAGGGAAAGGUGUUCCUACCAAACCCAAAGAUUUGGGAAGUUCAAAAGUUGCAAGCAGGAAGAGAGGAAAACAGUCUCAAGUAGAAUCUAGUGAGAGUUUUGAAACAGCAAGCAGUGAUGAAGGUGUGGUUGUUCAAGAAAAUUACAGUACUAUUUCUGGACAGAAUUCAGGAUCCUGUGGAGGUAAUCAACCUAGGAGAUCUUCAAGGCAAAAGCAGAAUGUUUCUUACAAGGAAAAAAUAAUUGAUGAUGAUGAUUUUGUUGUCUCCUCACCAAAACGACCAAGGGUGAGUAGAUCCUCUAGUGCCACUAAAGAGGAGAUGAUGCACAAUAAAGAGCAUCUUUCAGCUGCUGCUGCUGCUGCUGCUGCUGCAGUGGAUAGAAAUAAGAAAGAGGCCAAGCAAAAGGCAAGUUCAACUCUGGAAGAAAGCUUGUCAAAUAAGGAAAGGAGAACUGAAGUUUAUGAGAUGAAGGGGGAGGAACCAUCCAUGGUGGAGAAAGCAGACGCACAAUCAGAUAAUAAAGAUGGAAUGCCCAAAGUUGAUGACAACUCUAACGUGUUUUCUAAUGAACCACUAUUAUCAGAGACCCUAGAGAUCCCUGAUCCAGAUUUCAGUAAUUUUGAGAAUGACAAGGAAGAAAGCUGUUUUGCUGUUAAUCAAGUGUGGGCUAUUUAUGAUACAACAGAUGGCAUGCCAAGAUUUUAUGCUCGGGUCAAGAAAGUUCUCUCACCUGGUUUCAAGCUGCAGAUAACUUGGCUGGAAGCUAGCUCAGAUGUUGCGCAUGAGAAAGACUGGUCUGACAAGGAUUUGCCCGUUGCAUGUGGUAAGUUUGAAAGUGGGGGCUCUCAAAGAACUGCAGAUCGUGCUAUGUUCUCUCAUCAGGUGUGCUGUAUAAAUGGCAGUAGCAGAGGCAGUUAUUUGAUAUAUCCUAAAAAGGGGGAAAUCUGGGCGCUCUUCAAGGGUUGGGAAAUGAAAUGGAGUUCUGAACCAGAAAAACAUAGACCACCUUACAUGUUUGAAUUUGUGGAGGUCCUAUCAGAUUUUGAUGAAAACUUCGGCAUUGGGGUUGCUUAUUUGCAUAAAGUGAAAGGAUUUGUCAGCAUUUUUCAGCGAGCUGCUCAUGAUGGGGUUAUCCAAUUUUGCAUUCCACCAACUGAGCUGUACAAGUUUUCACACCGAAUCCCUUCAUUUAGAAUGUCUGGCAAGGAAGGAGAGGGUGUCCCUGCUGGGUCUUUUGAACUCGAUCCUGCUUCUCUGCCUAGCAAUCUUGAUGACCUUGGUGAUCCCAUUGAUACUAAGAUGGAAAAGGAAAAUGUGGAUAGUCAAUCAACUAAUUCUUGGUCUCAAUCUCCCAAAGGUGAACUGAAAUCCACAAACAAGAAGAUUUGUACGCCAGAGAAAAAUGAGACAGGGCCAGAAAGAGGGAGCUCAAUCUUUGGAAAAUCUUCUAUAGACGGAAAUGUAGCUGUUGCAGGUCUAUUUUCAAACAACAAGGACAGCAGGAAAGUCAUAAACCCUGGCAACCUUGCCCAGUCUGGAAGAAUUGAUAUUUCAUCUCCAGCUAAAGAGAGGAUUGAAACCCCUAGGAAACAGGAUAAGAGUGAACUUGCAGCUGAUGCCUUGACACCUAGAAGAUCUCCCAGGGAUUUAAGCAAGAGAAAUAGUCAAGUUAGUGCUAAUCAGGAUACUGAAGAGAAUACUGCAGCUAACAAUGAUAUAAGCAAUGGGAAACCAAGUUUGUUGAGUAAACCUGAUGAUAAGAUGUUUGUGAAGGAUGGUGGUUCAAUUGGUCUCAUAUUAAGCCCUAUAUCUCCAGGUCGUAAAGUUGUAGAACUAGAAGUACAGUGCUAUAAUUUUGAGAGGGAAAAGUCAGAGGAUAAAUUUCAGCUUGAUCAAAUAUGGGCACUUUACAGCAAUGAGGAUGGGCUGCCCAGGAAUUAUGGUCAAAUCAAGGUGAUUGAUUCUACCCCUAAUUUCAGAUUGCACGUGGCAAUGCUUGAAGUGUGCUGGCCUCCAAAAGAUGCAACGAGGCCUGUUUGUUGUGGGACAUUUAAAGUCAAAAAUGGUAAAAACAAGGUGCUCUCUGCUUCCAAAUUUUCUCAUCUGUUGAAAGCUCAAUCCAUUGGUAACAGCAGGUAUGAAAUUCACCCCAGAAAAGGUGAGAUAUGGGCACUGUAUAAGACCUGGAAUAGCUCUGAUGGAGAAUCUGACAUUGUUGAAGUGCUGGAAGAUAAUGAGUGCAGUGUGAAAGUUGUAGUUUUGAUUCGUGCUAAACUACAUGAAUCUGCUAACAGAAAUAAACAUUUUUACUGGGCUCCUAGAAUCCAAAGAUCAAUUACCAGGGUUCUGGAUAUACCACGUGACGAGUUUAGUAGAUUUUCACAUCAGUGUUCUGCUUUCAAGCACACUGGAAAGAAAGAUAGGUGCGAAAGAAGCUAUUGGGAGAUUGAUCCUUCAUCAAUUAUUACUAAUCCUGUAGUUUUGGUAGAUUGAAUUGGCAAGUAGUGCAUGUUAGAGCAUCCUUUUUAAUCCUUAGUGUAUAGGAUUGCUACCCAAUUUCUUCCUGUGAGAAACAUUAGGAAGUUAGUUGGAACUUGAUGAACGAUGCUCUCUUCAGUUUUAUAUCUGGAACCAAUCAUCGUAACUGUUGUUUUUUGUUGUUUCCAGAUUUGUUGUAGGCUUGUAGCCUCUUUGAUGAAUGCUAAUGAAAUAGUGUUGCAUAUUAGGUUA
Molecule: messenger RNA, 4186 nt
Organism: Populus nigra (black poplar)
Lineage: Eukaryota; Viridiplantae; Streptophyta; Magnoliopsida; Malpighiales; Salicaceae
Exons: 2
Coding region: 572-3949 (1125 amino acids)
Biological process (GO): intracellular signal transduction; lipid metabolic process
Molecular function (GO): phosphatidylinositol-4,5-bisphosphate phospholipase C activity
Source: RefSeq, a predicted model, not a curated record